AUGGCACCGCGCAUGCCACGGAGACGCUGGUGCUGGGCUCUACUGCCACUGGGCUGGGCAUUCCUGGCACCUGUGGCGCGGCAUGGAGGGCUCAGCACAGAGCGAAGUGAGCGCAGCCGCCCUCGCGCACUUCACGUGCAGCGGGCAGCAGAGGACACAGAACCUGCUGACAAUAAGCAGGAGGCACUGAAAAGCUUGGCGGAGUCAGCUAUGACCCGCGAGACAGAACCAGAAGAGGUCUUUGAAGCAAUCCGAGUGCUUGAGAAAGCCAAGAACCGGACCGGCGAAUCUGGAUUUGCCCAGUUUUUGACCGGCGAUUGGCGUCUCAUUUACACGACCGGUACGAAGAAGACAGAGGAUGAUAUCGGUCGCAUCAACUAUGUGCCGAUCACAGCAGUGCAGCGGUUCGACAUGGAGAAGAAGUUCAUCCGGAACGGAGUCUACCUCGGGCCCAUCUCAAUCGAAUUUGAAGGGAGCCUCCGCUGGCUUGAAGAUCAGCGGAGAUUGGAGUUCGACUUUGAGGAGCUUAAAGUCUGCGGAGCGAGCCUGUCCCUGCCAGAUUGGCUUCGCAGUAUGGCGGGUAUGAAGAGUUCAGCACCUUGGAUGGGCAGUGUCAGAAGAUAA
This is a messenger RNA of Durusdinium trenchii, 624 nucleotides long. NCBI's taxonomy places the organism in Eukaryota, Dinophyceae, Suessiales, Symbiodiniaceae. The record is from the annotation of a GenBank genome assembly.